CGUCCUGUUCCUUCUCCUUCGGCCUCAGCAACUUGCCGAAGAGGAAGGAAACACGGUUAAAACCCGCUGGUGGGGCAGGGGAGCGGUGAUGCUGAUGUUCCCCAGCCCCCCGGAGGACGCCUGAGCGCGGCUGCCACAGCGCCUCCCGCCGCUCCCUAGAUAAGGCGGCAGGAGCAUCGCCUGCAGCCCCAGCCCAGAAAGGUCCCGCUCCAGCGAGUCCCGACGCCGAAUCGCACCCUCCCCACCGCCUCGCACCGCUUCUAGCUUCAAAGGGGGAGAAAAGUCCAUUUCAAUGAUGUCAACAGAAUGUGUUCAGCCACUUGAUAUCCCAGAAGACAGACUGGACAAGCGAGAUUCACAAUGUAACCAUUUAGAGGAUCUUUCAGAGCAGCUGAUUAAGAGCUGUGACCUCAAAAAGAAACCAAGAAAAGGUAAAACCAUCCAGGCUUCCCAAAACACUGAACAGGAGCAAAAAAAGCCAAGGAGAAAAGAUACACCGGCUUUUUACACCCCACCACCCCUAACAGGCAUACUUUCAGACUUUUCUGAUAAUCUGCUGAAAAGAUAUGGUAUCACAGAGAAGCCACAGAGAGAGAGAGUGAGUCCAGCCUCUCAGAUCACUGAACUGGAGCAGAAAAAGCCCAGGAGAAAAGAUACACCGGCAAUACACAUCCCACCUUUGAUAAUAGGCACUAAGCUGCUUACAGAAGAAAAGCAAACAGUGAUUAUGGAAGAUGAAGAAAAGGAUGGAGACACAAUCCCCAGUUAAGAUUACAGUGAUAUUUCCAAUAAUGCAGUGUAAAUAAUUCUGGGUCAUUCAAAGUGGCAGCACAUAGAAAAAACAGUCCUUUCAUUUUCAUAAAU
This is a messenger RNA of Aptenodytes forsteri (emperor penguin), 864 nucleotides long. RefSeq names its product protein phosphatase 1 regulatory subunit 17 (gene PPP1R17). Bases 293 to 769 code for a protein of 158 amino acids. The transcript has 5 exons. Gene Ontology annotation, biological process: regulation of phosphatase activity. Lineage: Eukaryota; Metazoa; Chordata; Aves; Sphenisciformes; Spheniscidae. The record is from RefSeq and is a predicted model, not a curated record. Gene Ontology annotation, molecular function: protein phosphatase inhibitor activity.